AUGAGGCUCUUGAUAAUGUUACUGUACAUCUCGCGAGUUCAUCCCGAAUUACAGGUGAAACAUAAUAUUUUUGUGUCAAGGAAAUCCAGAUCAUAUUUGGCACCAUCAGGGCAAAACUUCUAUUAUAGCAAUUAUGAUAGUGAUUACGAAUACAGUCCAGGAUCGCAUGGCAGCGAUAGUCGUCACGGAUCAUUUGAGAUCAAUAAGGACUCUAUGGAUUCCACAGUUCCAAGUUACAUUUACCAUCAUCCUCCGGUGAAUGAACAUAGUAUACGUUUAAGUGACAUUGAUAUUCCUCAUACUACUGUAACUCCAGUUACAACGCCGUGGGUCACCGAGCAUUACGAAGAACCGACCACGAAGUAUGACAUCGAUUACGAGAGAAUAAAAUCAGAAGCUCGAUACAAUUCAAGAUUUCUGCCGUCGAAAUUUAAGUCGGACAUAAUGUAUGAGAGACUAAAAUCCCUAAUGCAUUACAAACCAUAUUCAGAUCACAAAAUUGACGAAAUAGAAUUCGACAUCAGCAACAAGUAUCAUAGUGAUGAUGGUGAUGACAUUAGAACUACUUCUACCACUAAUAACGAUAUAUUCCCCUACUUCUACCAUGGCCCUUACGAAUUCGAAUACGAUUCAAAUGCCGAUAAGGCAAAAGAAAAACGUUAUACUGCUGAUAAAUAUCACAGUGUGAUUCCUGUGCAUGAGAAUAUAAGUGAUGAUAUUCCACCUAAUUAUCAUUAUAGUGAUCCAAUAAAAGAUCCACCGAUAUAUACUGCAACCACCGAAAGUAGCCCGGUAGCCGGAGACACUGGAUUUUUUUCAUACGUUUUGAAUGAUUAUUUUGAUAAAGCCAGCGAUGAAGAUCCAUUAACAUUUCAUGGCGUUGGCGAGUGGGGAAAAAACAUUCAAUACGAUUCAAAUUACUAUGACGACGAUCACAGACUUAGAAGCCAUCCUAGUAAAAAUGAUUACCGUUAUCAUCCUACUCCUAAUUACAUAAAUAAAGAUGUAACAGCAGCUCAUGGAGGAUAUGACACCGGGAAAAGGCAUAUCAAGACUAAUUAUAAUUUCUAUACUACCCCAAGCUACAUAAAUAACGACGAAUAUUUAUCUAAUGGUGACUCUGUGACAGAGAGUGGUCAUACCAGUAAAAGUGAAUACAACAAAGGCGCAAAAACACAUGAAUCGAAAUCAAGUGACAAAGUGGGAUACGAAAACAAUGCAGCGGGACACAAAAGUUUUAAAGACAUAGCUGAUUCUCUAGCACAUAAGUUCGGUUCAGAAAAUCACGCCAGAGAUACAAAACACAAGUUGAAGCAUAAUCAAGAUCGCGGAGAGAACAAGAGAGGUUUUCAUAGAAUUUAUCAUAAAGAUGAAUUCAUGGAGGAUAAGGAAUAUUUUGAUAACAGUAACAGUAGUUCUCGUGGCGAAGAUAAAGGCAGUUCAUCAGUACGCAACGGUGGAUCAGAAGCUGUGUUGAAGUCACUAGCUACAGCGCAUCUAGGGGAUGAAUCCAAUGCGGUGAGACAUGCGGGUGAUCGGGAAAACAAACAGUCAAAAAAUAGUUCUCGUGGGCAUAGUUCUUCAAAAGCUGCGGAAAGUGAAUUCAAGAAGUAUAGGGAUCUAGCUAAGAAAACUGCUGAUGGUUAUAGUGAUUAUGGUGGUCGAUUUUAGGAUUAGUACCAAGGGCAACUUGUUGAAAAAAUUAUGUAUCAAUAGAUUAAAUGUACAUGCUAACGUGUGCUGCCGAUUUAGGUAAAAAUAAGUGAAAGUGAUAUUGUUGUACGGACAAUGCAGUCAUUACUAUAUUACUUCAGUUAGUUGGGACUAUAAAGAUUAAGGUGAUGAGACGGUUUUGUAACUGAAAUAUUAAUGAGAAAUGUUUAAUCAUUUGCUUUAU
Messenger RNA from Amyelois transitella, 1897 nucleotides. RefSeq lists its product as uncharacterized. The coding region runs from base 1 to 1671 and encodes 556 amino acids. The transcript has a single exon. The record is from RefSeq and is a predicted model, not a curated record. NCBI's taxonomy places the organism in Eukaryota, Metazoa, Arthropoda, Insecta, Lepidoptera, Pyralidae.